AUGCAAGGCAUAAACAAAGGGCGGCCUCGAUACGACCGACGGAAAAAGCCCAACCCCAUACAACAGGAUCAGAUUCCAUCGCCACAAUCAGCAGAAGUAUAUCAGGACCCCAACACAAUCCCAUCGACUAAAGUAGUAGUGGGGCCUGAUCCAUCAUUUGCUCAAUUCGCCGUCCAAGUGGAUUCCCGUACCUUUGCUGAUAUACUACAAUUCGCCAAACUAUCAAUGCAAAUGUUCUUCCCAUUAGGAUUCCUGAUUGAAUUCGACUACAGGGAUAAAUCCUGGUUCCAUGACUCCAUCCGCUCCGAUCCCGCAUAUCUGCAUCUCACCGUAUCCGCAUCAGAGGUCUUCAUGGGCUCAGUCCAUGGUCGACAACAUGCCGACGAACUACUUUCUAAUCGCAGGACCAUGCUCCAUUUUACAAAGGGUGUGCAGAUCCUCCGCGAGAGACUAACGGGUGUCGAUCUCCAGACAAAAAUCUCCGACUUCACCGUACGCACUGUGCUGAUGCUGGCCAUGACAGCGCAUCUGAUGGGCGAAUCCGAGGUCGCACAGAAACAUAUGGAGGGAAUUCGAACGAUCAUGGAUCUUCGGGGUGGUCUGCGCCUAUUUGAGAGCCAGAAAAUCCUCAUCGAGCUGUUCAGAUGGGACCUAGGCCUCGCCCUCCAAAACAACACCACGCCCAUAUUCUUCAGAGACACCUUCCUCGAACCACUAACCCCAUUCCCUACCAUCUUCAACCCAAUCCCUUCCCAAAUCAACAACCCCCAACUCCACCUAGACCCAACCCUAAAGACAACCUUCCACGUCCUCCAAAACUUCUGCACUCUAAUCAACACAAGCAUCACCGAGACCCCCCAGCGCCGCCUUACCCCAGAUAUCAUCCCUUCCACUCUAUCCUCCGUAAUGUACCGUCUUCUCCAAAUGCCCUUCCCCCCAAACAGCAACAACGAAACCUUCCGUCUAGGUCUCCUCACCUUCUGCCAUCAUACCUUCCUCCAGUGGCAAGACAAGACACUGCCUUUUGUAUUCUUCCCUGCUUCGUAUCAACCUCAUCUCUUGUCGUUCAUGGAACAAUGCCAGCACCAUCUUGACGAUGCCGAGGAGGAGAAGGGGGAGGGUUCCCCGGAGCUCAUUCUCUGGCUAUUGAUGGUCGGGAUCCUUGCGUUGCCGCCGGUGCCAGCCUUUCGGGGGAUGGAUCUCUGGUUGAGAGGGUGUUUGCGGGAAUGGUUGGAGAGAGUGGGGAUCAGGACGUGGGGAGAGUUGCGAGAGAUCAUGAAAAGGUUUUUGUGGGUGGAUUUGAUGCAUGAUCUUGCUGGGGAGGGGGUGUUUGGUGAUGUGCUUCAGGUAUAA
Messenger RNA from Aspergillus vadensis CBS 113365, 1353 nucleotides. RefSeq lists its product as uncharacterized. The coding region runs from base 1 to 1353 and encodes 450 amino acids. NCBI's taxonomy places the organism in Eukaryota, Fungi, Ascomycota, Eurotiomycetes, Eurotiales, Aspergillaceae. The transcript has 3 exons. The record is from RefSeq and is a predicted model, not a curated record.